Molecule: messenger RNA, 1088 nt
Organism: Stegastes partitus (bicolor damselfish)
Lineage: Eukaryota; Metazoa; Chordata; Actinopteri; Pomacentridae
Gene: gpr3
Product: G protein-coupled receptor 3
Exons: 1
Coding region: 95-1087 (330 amino acids)
Biological process (GO): G protein-coupled receptor signaling pathway
Cellular component (GO): membrane
Molecular function (GO): G protein-coupled receptor activity
Source: RefSeq, a predicted model, not a curated record
GACAACUGGAAAUGACUCAUCAGAGACAAUGUUAACAUAUUUCUGUUUUUUUUUCUCUCUCUCUUUCUACUAGAUUGUGUUUGUGUGACCAACCAUGAUCCUGAACACCUCAGACCUGGGCUGGGAUGAGUCCUCAGGUGCUGAACCCUUGUUCCCAGUGGACCAGCCGGACAGCUCACCUCCAUAUGAAGUGCCCCCUCUCACGGUUUGGGGAGUGGCCCUCUGUGUUUCAGGAACUCUCAUCGCCGCCGAGAACGCAAUCGUGGUCACCACCAUCCUGGCCACCCCGUCCCUUCGCGCCCCCGUCUUCUUGCUGCUGGCCAGCCUCGGACUGGCUGACCUCCUGGCAGGUGUGGCCCUCAUCCUGCACUUCCUCUUCCUGUUCUGCGUGGAGCCCAGCGAUUGGUCAGAGCUGCUGACCUCGGGACUGCUGGUGACGUCGCUGACCGCCUCACUCUGUAGCCUCAUGGGUGUCGCCCUGGACAGGUAUCUGUCUCUGAGCCAUGCACUCACCUACGGCUCUAGCCAAUCACGACGCAGAGCCGCCAUCCUCCUGCUGCUGGUCUGGCUGGGCGCGGGCGUCAUUGGGGCGGGACCGGCGAUGGGAUGGCACUGUCUGGAGGAGCCAAAUUCCUGCUCCGUAGCACGACCUCUGACUCGGACGUAUCUGUCACUGCUGUGUGGUGGCUUCCUUGUGGUCGUUGUGGUAACCCUUCAAUUGUACGCCGGGAUCUGCCGCGUGGCGAGGCGGCACGCCCACGCCAUCGCCACCCAGAGGCACUUCCUCCCUUCCAACCAACCAUAUGCAACCAAACACGGCAGCGGGAGGGGCUUCUCUCGGUUGAUCCUGGUCCUCAGCGUGUUCGUGGGCUGCUGGAUGCCUUUCUCGCUGUGGGGGCUGCUGGGAGAUGCGUCCAGCCCUCCUCUGUACACCUAUGCCACCUUGGUGCCAGCAGCAGGCAGCUCCCUGCUCAACCCCAUACUCUACAGUCUAAGAAACAAAGACAUUCGCAAGGUGCUGCUCCACGCCUGCUGCCCACACAGAUACUCACACAGCACACACAUACACUACCCUGUUGAUGUGUAGA